Molecule: messenger RNA, 3224 nt
Organism: Octopus sinensis (East Asian common octopus)
Lineage: Eukaryota; Metazoa; Mollusca; Cephalopoda; Octopoda; Octopodidae
Product: serine hydroxymethyltransferase, mitochondrial
Exons: 12
Coding region: 138-1646 (502 amino acids)
Biological process (GO): purine nucleobase biosynthetic process; L-serine catabolic process; tetrahydrofolate interconversion
Cellular component (GO): cytosol; cytoplasm; nucleus
Molecular function (GO): mRNA regulatory element binding translation repressor activity; zinc ion binding; mRNA 5'-UTR binding
Source: RefSeq, a predicted model, not a curated record
AGGAGGAGAAGGCUUGUGGGUGGGAGCCAAAGAGUUUUGCUAGCAGCACAGUUUGCCUGACGGCUGGGUUUGAACUUAUCACGUGGCUAACUUAAGAGGUCAACAUUACCUUAGUUUCCCUCUGUGUAGUCUGCAAAAUGCUGCUGAAAUUAACCCACUUCAGACUCGUCCACAAUGUCUUCAAACAACUUCUCCCUCCCUCUACUGCCACCACCGCUGCUGCUGCCACCAUCACCAAAGUUGGUCAGCAUCGGACAGUAUGGACUGGUCAAGAAGAACUGAAAGAUGUCGACCCUGAGGUGCAUGACCUGUUACAGAAGGAGAAAAACCGGCAAAUUUAUGGAUUAGAAUUAAUUGCUUCAGAAAACUUUGCCAGUCGAGCUGUGGUUGAUGUUACAGGCUCAUGCCUUACCAAUAAGUAUUCUGAAGGCUACCCCGGGGCACGAUAUUAUGGAGGAAAUAUUUACAUAGACGAAAUUGAGCGCUUAUGUCAGAAGAGGGCCCUGGAAUGUUUCCGAGCUGAUCCAGAACGAUGGGGUGUGAAUGUACAACCAUAUUCUGGGAGCCCGGCUAACAUGGCUGUGUAUACUGCUGUUUUAAAUCCCCAUGAUCGGAUCAUGGGACAAGAUUUACCAGAUGGAGGACACUUGACACAUGGCUUUAUGACUGAUACCAAAAGAAUCUCUGCUACAUCCAUUUUCUUUGAAUCGAUGCCUUACAAGAUCAAUCCAUCAACAGGCCUUGUAGACUAUGACAAACUCCACGAACAUGCCAAACUAUUCCGACCCCGUCUCAUUAUAGCUGGUACAUCUGCUUACUCUCGUUUACUGGAUUACAAGCGUUUCAGAGAGAUAUGUGAUGACGUUAAGGCCUUGCUGCUGGCUGAUAUGGCCCACAUCUCUGGCUUGGUGGCCGCUGGAGUUAUUCCCAGUCCCUUUGAGUAUGCUGACCUUAUAUCAACCACAACACACAAAUCACUGCGGGGACCAAGGUCUGGAAUGAUAUUUUAUCGUAAAGGUGUGAAAUCUGUAAAUAAAAAAACUGGAGAAAUUAAGAUUUAUGAUUUAGAGACCAAGGUAAACAAUGCUGUAUUUCCUGCUUUACAAGGUGGGCCUCAUCAGAACCAAAUAGGAGCAUUGGCUGUUGCACUCAAACAGGCCAUGGAUCCAGAAUUCAAGGACUAUCAAGUUCAAGUGAUGAAAAAUGCCAAAACUCUUGCUAAAUGUCUAAAUGCAAAAGGCUACAAACUAGUCUCAGAUGGUACUGAUAACCAUUUAGUUUUGGUGGAUAUGAAAUCUAAAGGAAUUGAUGGCGCCAGAUCUGAGAGGAUCCUAGAACUGAGUGGUAUUACAACCAACAAAAAUACCUGCCCAGGAGACAAGAGUGCUAUGGUACCAGGAGGAAUUAGAUUAGGAACACCAGCAUUAACAUCAAGAGGAUUUAAAGAAGAAGAUUUUGAGUUGGUCGUUGAUUUCUUUGACCAGGCCAUACAGCUGGGGCAAGAAGUAAAGAAGAAGACCAAAAACCUGAAGGAGUACCGGGCAUUUUUACUGGAAAAUGAAGACAUUAAAAAGAAAAUUGAACAUCUUGAAUCUGAAGUGAAACGAUUUUCAGGAUCUUUCCCAAUGCCUGGGAGAGAUUUAUAGUAUAUUGCAAUUCUUGGAGGAAGAAUUUAUCAUCAAAGCGAAAAUAAUUGAGUGUAGCUAUUUGGAAGAGUUUCACUGGUUAACCAACUUGGUUCUUACAGAGGUGCUACAUUGCAUGGAUAAAAUGUUUACAGUAUUCCAUUAUCUGACACUAUUAAUUCAUGUACUUUACCUGUUUUGCCUACCUGUUUUGCCUACCUGUUUACCUGUCCACCUUACUGUAUCUCUGCUUGCUUGCCUACCUACCUAUCUUCUACAUAUCUAUCUUGCUAUCUGCCUCACUAUUUACUUAUCUAUGUACCUGCCUGCUUACCUACCUAUGUAUUUGCUUGCCUACAUACAUACCUGUCUUUUUACUUGCCUCCGUGCCUGCCUUACCUGCAUAGUCUUCUUACCUGCUUACACUUCUUCCUACCUACCAAACUUUCCUUUCUAUUUGUCUGUCUGUAUCUUCUUACCUACCUGUAUAUCACUCUACCUAUCAGCACACCUGCAUACUGUUUUACCUAUCUACUUGCAUAUAUUUGUCUACCAUCCUUCCUCACUACUUGCUUAUCAACCUGCCUAAUUAAGUAUCUCUCUAUCUGUUUAGUUACUUACCUAUCUACAUACCUGCUUGCUUACCUACCUGUCAAUUUGCUUAUCUACCUACUUCUUACCUACACACUGUUUUGUGUGUCUACCUGUCUACUUAAUUAUGCUCUUCCUAUUUCUCUAUCUACCAGAAAUUUAUACCAACUUCUAACUCGAGUCAGAAAUCAGAUAACAACUUCUCUAUGACUUAAUUUAUCUCAGAUUAUGGAAUCAAACAUUCGACUUCUGAAAAUAAAGAUUACCAAAUCAUAUGAAUUCUGAUUUUGUAUUCCAAGAAUAAUAAUCCUGCCAUAUUUUUGAGUCUUUAAGAAUUGAUGUAACUCUAAAAAUAUUCCUAUAACAAGGAACUGAUUGGUGAAUGUGUUACUAUUUUUACUAGUGGCUAUGGUCACCAGAAGGAAUCUGCUAAUCUGACAUUACUAUAUUAAACAUAAAAACUCUGAAAUAUUCCUAGACACAAUAUAAGUUUAAUGUGACUUAAUCUUGGAUUCUGAGUGUGCAUUCUUAGACUGGAAACCAAAUUAUGACCAUAUAUUAUGAUUGUGCAAACAGCAAAUUAUUAUAAAGAUUUUCCAUUUUUGAUGGGUGUGUGGCACUCAUCUAUCACACCCAGAAAAUACACCCUUGCUCUUUAAAAUUCUUUUUAUUAAGAUUCAGUCAGUAAUAAACAGUCUUGGGGUACGGCAGGGAAAUUAUCUCGUUACUCUUGCUAGAAUAAGAAUAACAUUUUUUGAUAAAAACUUUUACUGUCAAUAUUAAAUGCUUGUGUCAAGUGUUGGUAUUCUUGUAAGCAAUUCCUAUGUGUGUGUAGACUAAUUAAGACUAAUUAACUUUAAUAAUAUCAGUUGUCUGUCUUUGUAAAUUACUUGUAAACAAUUAUGAUGCAUCGAAUUGUAUUUUUUUUUACCACUUUUGUUUUACUAUUAAUUUUUUAAAUGUUUUUCUAUUAAUUUCCUCUUAAGAGGAAAUUAAUAGUAAAACAUU